UACAGAUUCAGCGAUCCCUUUAGCUGCUUCCCAUGCUUCAAUUUCACCAUGGAGCCUGUGAGUUCUCUACAAGAGCAAGCUUUGAAAAGGAAAGAAAGAUUAAAAGCUCUACGAGACCGGCAACUUCAAGGGCGGGCACCUGAGGAUGGAGAGCCUGAAAGUAAAAGAGCUCUAGAGGACUCCGAGGCAGAGGAGAGACACAGAGAGCUGAAGCUGAGGAAUUACACCCCAGAGGACGAGGAGCUGAAGGAGAGACAGGUGCCCAAAGCAAAACCGGCAUCAGUGGAAGACAAGGUCAAAGACCAGCUGGAAGCCGCAAACCCAGAGCCUGUGAUUGAGGAAGUGGAUCUGGCCAAUCUUGCCCCAAGGAAACCAGACUGGGAUCUAAAGAGGGAUGUUGCCAAAAAGCUUGAGAAAUUAGAGAGGCGAACACAGAAAGCCAUCGCUGAACUAAUACGUGAGCGGCUCAAGGGCAGCGAGGAGGAGCUGGCAGGAGUGGUCGGAGCAGUUGGCAUGGAAGAAGGAGACUCCGAUUGAUAAUGUGUUGGAGAAUGUGGAUCCUGUACAAAAUAAUUUUCUAGAGGUUUCUGGACUAUAUUUCAGACAUAUAAGUGUGUGUAAAAUGGAACUCUUCUGCUUAACUCAUCAUGGUUUUACACACAACCAGAUCAGGUGAUUAGAAAAGAGAGAUAGAGAGGAUAAGACAGAAGGAAUGAGAGAGGUACCUGUGUUUUGGAAAACUGUAAUGCAUUUUGUCUUUCUCUUUUUUUAAUUAUUUUUGUUGUUUAUAAGUAAA
Molecule: messenger RNA, 796 nt
Organism: Xyrauchen texanus (razorback sucker)
Lineage: Eukaryota; Metazoa; Chordata; Actinopteri; Cypriniformes; Catostomidae
Gene: ccdc12
Product: coiled-coil domain containing 12
Exons: 7
Coding region: 49-537 (162 amino acids)
Cellular component (GO): U2-type spliceosomal complex; post-mRNA release spliceosomal complex
Source: RefSeq, a predicted model, not a curated record